AUGUUCGACCGGACACUUGUCCCAUUGUCAGACAAGCCAGGCCACCAUGGCAAGGCAUACUUCGACCGCAAGUCCAACUACUCGCUCAACGUUCAGCUCAUCAACCUUCCCAAUUUGCGCAUCGUCGACUACGUUAUUGGCCCUGUUGGCAGCAUGCACAAUGCCUCCGCCUUUGCCGAGUCACGCGUUUCGCAGAACCGCGCCGAGCUGCUCGCUCCAGGAGAAUGGAUUUGGGCCGAUUCGGCAUACAUGCUGGUCCCAUGGUGCAUCACACCAUACAAGAAGCCUGCCACCCUCGAGCCGGAGAACCGGAGGUUUAAUUACUAUGUCUCCGCAGUGCUCCGCAUUUGCUCUGAGCACGCUGUGAGCUUUCUCAAAUGCCGCUUCCAGUUGCUUCGUGGGCUCUGUCAACAAAUCAAGAACCGCCGCGACCAUCUCUGGGCUGUCAAAUGGAUACACACAUGCAUUAUCAUCCACACACUCGUGCAGGACAUCAAGCAGGAGGACACAGGGAGUGGCAGUAUGAGGUGA
Messenger RNA from Mycena indigotica, 531 nucleotides. RefSeq names its product DDE Tnp4 domain-containing protein. Lineage: Eukaryota; Fungi; Basidiomycota; Agaricomycetes; Agaricales; Mycenaceae. The record is from RefSeq and is a predicted model, not a curated record. Bases 1 to 531 code for a protein of 176 amino acids. The transcript has 3 exons.